GUUGAACAUGCAGCGAACGAUCGAACGAGCUGUGCAAGUCGCAGGAAUUGGCUUGCAUUUAGGCGAGAAGGCGCGUCUGGUGCUCCGCCCUGCGCCAGUGAACACUGGCGUGGUCUUCCGCGACGACGCCACUCCGGGUCGGGCAGUGUCUGCCAUCUACUCAAAUGUGGCGGUGGACACCAUGGGAUUUUGCACACGAUUGCAUGACCGUGCUUCGGGGUAUUCAAUCGCGACGGUGGAGCAUGUCCUGGCAGCGAUCAGUGCGGCUGGUGUUACGAAUGUGCAUGUGGACGUGACUGGGCCGGAGGUGCCGAUCCUCGAUGGUAGUAGCGCCGGGUUCGUCGAUGCGUUGGUGCGCGCGGGGGUCCACGACCAAGACGCCCCUCAAUCGAUCUUGACUGUCCUCCGCCCCGUCCAGGUUCUCAAAGCAGACAAAGCGGCGUCCUUGCUGCCACGACCAAGUCAGGAACUCACGGUAUCCGUGGAAGUGGACUUCCCCGGAAAGUUACCUCGGCAGUGGACGCAUCUCAGCCUCGCCGACUUUGCGACGGUGGCGUCGGCGCGAACGUUCACAUUCCACCAAGACAUUGAUCGGUUGCAUGCGAUGGGGUUGGCAAAAGGCGGCAGUUUGGACAACGCGAUCGUGUUUAACGACCACGGCACGCCGCUGAAUCCCGACGGCUUACGGUUUCCAGAUGAAUGGAGUCGACACAAGGCGCUGGACGUGGUGGGCGACUUGGCCCUGGCGGGGAUGCCCAUCCACGGCCAUUACGUCGGCAUUCGACCUGGUCAUGCUCUGACCCAUGAACUCCUCCACGCGUUGUUUCAAGACCCUCGAAAUUACAACAUCUCGACCCCCAAACGCGACUUGCCGUGAAAAUCAACAGAUUUUUCAUGUUACACGCUCCUUCACUACCUGUAGAUCCAUCCUCCUGGAGCCGCUGUUGUACUCUUGUCUGGCGCUCCUGACUUGAAUCUAGUACAUGUCGACGUAUUGUCUAAACCAAAUAUACUGUAUAGGACACCCGUCUGGUAACCUGAAAAAUUACAAUAUUCCGGCUCAAAUUGGGGGCUAAAUUAAUAAAUAUGAUAAAU
Molecule: messenger RNA, 1095 nt
Organism: Aphanomyces astaci
Lineage: Eukaryota; Oomycota; Saprolegniomycetes; Saprolegniales; Verrucalvaceae
Product: UDP-3-O-[3-hydroxymyristoyl] N-acetylglucosamine deacetylase
Exons: 4
Coding region: 8-877 (289 amino acids)
Biological process (GO): lipid A biosynthetic process
Source: RefSeq, a predicted model, not a curated record